Molecule: messenger RNA, 1702 nt
Organism: Mollisia scopiformis
Lineage: Eukaryota; Fungi; Ascomycota; Leotiomycetes; Helotiales; Mollisiaceae
Product: NAD(P)-binding protein
Exons: 1
Coding region: 232-1557 (441 amino acids)
Molecular function (GO): oxidoreductase activity
Source: RefSeq, a predicted model, not a curated record
UCCUCUCGUAUUAUUGCAAACCCCGAAGCCUACGUCUUCUGAGGAAACUUUCCGCAUAGCUGAUUCAUCGAAGGACUUUCUCACUCGCGGCGGCCAUCGAGAGCUAUUCGCCUUCAACGAAAUUUUAUAUAAUGGCAGCUUUCUCCGAUCACAGGGGACAAACAAAUCAUCGAAGACUAUCUGGUGCACUCGAAAUUCUACUUGCAGUCCCACACCGUUGAACAUCACAGAAUGUCUAUCGUACCAGAACCAAUAGCGGCUUGCCUCACAGCUAUCAACCAAAAGUCCAGCAGCGCUUUCAUCACCCCAUUCACCCAAGACGCCAUCCUCAUCGACGAAGGACGAACAGACAAAGGUCGAGACGCAAUCCAAGCAUGGUGCGAAAAGGCUCUCCUCUCCCACAAUGCCACGAUCAAAAUCCAACAAACGAUCACGCAGCAAGAUCGGACCAUCGUAAAAGUAAUCAUGGACGGUGAUUUCGUCGAAGAUUAUGGAAUCACUGAGCCCUUCACGCUAUACUUCUCCUUCCAGAUAAAAGACAACAAGAUCCAUCACCUCUUAAUCACACCCUGGGAUUCUUCCAGACCGAGCAUGAAAGCCGUUUAUCUCGAUAGAGCAAAUGCAAAUGAUCCCAUCUCAACCGUCAAGAUUGCUCCUCGACCGCAGCAAGAUCCUCCAGAAGGUUGGGUCCGAGUCAAAAUACAAGCCGUAGGCCUCAAUUACCACGACAUCUUCACCAUGAAAGGCCACGGCAUGCACCCCUUAACCUUUCCCCUCAUUCUUGGCUGCGAAGGUACCGGGACCCUUGCAGAAGGAACUCCAGUCCUUCUGUACCCUUGCAUGGGCUCGCCAGACUUCAAAGGCGACGAAACGCUUGACCGGACUCGAAACGUCUUCAGUGAACUUACGAAUGGCACGCUGGCCGAGUACGUGAAUGUCCCUGAGAGGAACAUUGUGGUUCGACCCAAGGAGUUGGAGGUCGAAAGUGCUGCUGUCUUGGGAAUUGCGUGGUUGGCGGCUUAUCGAAUGCUAGUCACGAAGUCGGGAUUGAGGGCUGGACAAACGAUGUUGGUUCAGGGAUCUUCUGGGGGCGUGUCGAGUGCGUUGAUUCAGCUCGGUGCUGCGGCUGGGAUGAGGGUUUUGUGUACUGGUCGUACAGCGGCGAAGAGAGAGUUGGGGCUGAAGCUCGGUGCUGAAAAAGCGUUUGAGGCCGGACAAGAGUUGCCGGAAAAGGUGGAUGCUGCGUUUGAUACCAGCGGUGAAGUGACUUGGGAGCACUCGAUGAAUUCCGUCAAGACUGGAGGCACGAUUGUAACUUGUGGUGGGCAUGGUGGAAGGACGAUCCCGGUUGAUGUUUCGAGGGUAUUUGUUGAGCAGAUCAAUAUUCGAGGAUCGUAUCUUGGGACGCUUCAAGAGUUUCGAUAUCUCAUAGAUUUUGUUGUUGCCAAGUCUAUCAAGCCGCACAUUGGACUUGUGGUGUCGAUGGACGAAGCAGAAGUUGGAUUUCGAAAGAUGUUGAAUGGAGAGACCGCAGGCAAGAUCGUCGUCAGGAUGUGAUUUAGGGGCGGCGAGAAUCUCUAUUGUGUCGUCGGCGGAAGUAGCUUCAUCAUCUCAGCUAUGCUGAGAUCAUCGACAUAUUCGAUCGCUGUGAAAGAUUCCAACGAAUCCACUUCUGCUAAUUGGUGAAUGUCCAGCUCUUUAG